This is a messenger RNA of Fusarium verticillioides 7600, 1837 nucleotides long. RefSeq names its product CDC7 protein kinase. The record is from RefSeq and is a predicted model, not a curated record. The coding region runs from base 181 to 1650 and encodes 489 amino acids. Lineage: Eukaryota; Fungi; Ascomycota; Sordariomycetes; Hypocreales; Nectriaceae. The transcript is spliced from 2 exons. Gene Ontology annotation, molecular function: protein serine/threonine kinase activity; ATP binding. Gene Ontology annotation, biological process: mitotic DNA damage checkpoint signaling; protein phosphorylation. Gene Ontology annotation, cellular component: nucleus.
GGCUGGCUUUAAUCUUUAAGCCCCUCCAACUUCAACUGCAUUUGCAACCCGUGAAUGCUCUGAAGGACCAAUAACAAAGUCUUGUUCUUUUGCUCAAGUUUGUUUUUGCCUGUGAGAGUUCGAAGUGGCUGAAGUGAGGUUCCUUUUUACUGGGUACAUUUUCUGUAUUACAAAGCGAUCAUGAGCGCCGCGGUUCAUCAGCAUGUUGAAGAGCACUUCGAUAUCCAUGAGGAUUUGAGGACGGAGGAUACGGAGAUGAUGGCAGAGGAGGAGCGCACUGAAGAGGCAGCUCCGAUAGAUGAAGACGAACGCGUUGAGUCAGUACAGCAGGCGAAUCAACAACAUCACAUUCAGAAAAUGCAAAACCAACAACCCCAACAAGAGCCCCAGGAGGAAGAGGAAGAAGAGGAGGAGGAGUCCGAAGACGAAGCCGUUGACCGAACCGUCCAAGCAGACAUGGACAAGUUACAGAAUGACUUUCCUGGUUUUCGCAAUCGGUAUCGGCUGAUCAAACGCAUCGGUGAAGGAACAUUCUCUACCGUCUACAAAGCCGAGGAUAUUAUGUACGACCACUACGACAACAGCUGGGACUACGAAGACGAUUCGUCAAAAUGGACACCACCGCCCAAUGCAACUGACAGUCCUGUGUCUCACCGUCCCCGUCGCAAGGCACGUUACGUCGCCAUCAAGAAGAUCUACGUCACGUCAAGUCCCUCGCGAAUUCUCAACGAGCUUGAACUACUCCACGAUCUACGCCAAUGCCCCUCUGUCUGUCCUCUGAUCACCGCAUUCCGCGAAACCGACCAGGUCGUGGCUAUCCUGCCUUACUUUCGACACGGAGACUUCCGCACGUACUUUCGCGACUUGACUAUUACAGAGAUCUCUGUUUACCUUCGAGAACUCUUCACCGCCCUGAAAAGUGUUCAUGAUCACAAGAUUCUGCACCGAGACAUCAAGCCCACCAAUUUUCUGUACGACCCAGGUACACAGCGCGGUGUCUUAGUCGAUUUUGGUCUUGCCGAGAGGGAAGGGUCUGAUGCGAAGCCUUGUCUAUGUCACGAGUCCCGAGAAGUCCGAAAGCAUCGCCAAACAAACUCAGUCUGGGCACAGAAUGCUGCGACUCCCCAAGCAGGAUAUCCCAAGUCUGACACACGAUCAUCCCGACGUGCCAAUCGCGCUGGAACAAGAGGUUUCCGUGCUCCUGAGGUUCUCUUCAAGUGCACUGAGCAAACUACAUCGAUCGACAUCUGGUCUGCCGGCGUUAUCUUACUUACCAUUCUAUCUAAGCGCUUCCCAUUCUUCAAUUCGGCUGACGACGUUGAGGCCAUGAUUGAGAUAGCGACUAUCUUUGGUACUAAACGCAUGAAGGCUGCAGGCUUACUACAUGGGUGUGUCUUCGAGACCAGCAUCCCCACCGUUGGUCAAGGAGGCUUCUCAAUGGAGAAGAUCAUCAUGUGGAGCACAUGCAGAGGCGAUGAAAAGCCUCUGACAGGAGAGGAAAAGUUGGCCAUCAACUUUCUCGAAUGGUGUAUGGAGCUGGAUCCUGGCAGGAGAAUAACAGCUGCGGAAGCAUUGAACCACGAUUUUCUUCUCUUGGGUGAAAUUGAGGCUGAGAGGCAAGAGAACGAGCAAGCAAUGGCGGGGCAUUGAAAGAAUUAUGUAUCACUAAUGUAAUCAUAGAAGCAUGGAAAGGCGUUGGUUUGAGUACGGUGUUAUGGAAGUGGUUGGCUAGAUAUCUGGUACAUAGCCCAACAUACCCAGUGUUACAAAAGUUUCACGGGAAUAGAUACAAGGACAUCAAUAGCACGAUCACAAUGUAUUAAAAAAGGUUUCGUCA